AUGAGUGUGUUCAAAGAGUACAACGAGAAAGAACGUACUGGAAUCGAGCCGAAACACGUGGAACUCAUUGAAUUCGACGACGAAGAAGAGGACGAUGAUUCGUUGUGUGGAAGGGCGUUUGAAAGACAGGCGGGAGAUGAGCGCACUGUCAAGAAACUGAUCUCGGCGGUGUACAUCGAAGGUUCCACGGAAAAGUCGAGGAGUACUUCAAAUUGCUGUUGGAUUGCGAACAAAAAAGGAGACGAAAACUGGGCGACGCCUUCGAUUUCCAACGUCAGGGAUAUGCUCGAUUGUGGAAUUUAA
Molecule: messenger RNA, 303 nt
Organism: Caenorhabditis sp. 36 PRJEB53466
Lineage: Eukaryota; Metazoa; Nematoda; Chromadorea; Rhabditida; Rhabditidae
Source: the annotation of a GenBank genome assembly